AUGCAUCAGGUGGCCGCCACCGUGGCGGUGCCCACUGUGGGCGAAGAGGACGGCGGCAAUGGCUCAAUUAUUGAGAAGGCUUCGGGUCUCGCGAAAGUACAAGGAGCUGCAGCACCGGAGAUCCGCGUCGCGAGCGAGGUGACGAUUGCCCGGUGCUGCAGCUCCUCGACAUUUCGAAAAGCUUUGGACUCCAAAUUGAUCUUUGGAUCGGAGAUUGAGACGGGUGGAGUUUCGCGAAAUGAUCCAUUUAUUUGCGAGUGCACCGACACGAAUCGUGCUGAAUGCAAAGGUGUCAAACGUUUUGACGUAAACUGUCGAAUCAAAAGAGCGGACAUUAAUGGCGCUCCUUCAUCAAAUUACAAUCUGACGUCCGGCGAGAACGAUCUGGGACCAGUGUUCGCCAUACAACGCAGGACUACGUGGGGCCGUGGCGAAACAGGGCAGCAGUGCAUCGAACGCUGGGAGUGA
Messenger RNA from Phytophthora nicotianae INRA-310, 468 nucleotides. RefSeq lists its product as hypothetical. The record is from RefSeq and is a predicted model, not a curated record. Lineage: Eukaryota; Oomycota; Peronosporomycetes; Peronosporales; Peronosporaceae. Bases 1 to 468 code for a protein of 155 amino acids. The transcript is spliced from 4 exons.